Lactuca saligna is the source of this 1725-nucleotide messenger RNA. The record is from the annotation of a GenBank genome assembly. NCBI's taxonomy places the organism in Eukaryota, Viridiplantae, Streptophyta, Magnoliopsida, Asterales, Asteraceae.
AUGGAAGUGGAGGGGAGCAAUAUGGGUUUUCAGACUUGUUUCCUCGACACCGCCGUAAACACUGUAAUGGAGGGAAAGCUGAUCCAUGUAGGAGGAAUUUUGCUUCUUUCUGCUUGCUUCGUGGUUCAAUUUGGAAGUUUGAACGCGGUUUCAAAUGAUUCCUUUCUGGUAGCAUCUUCUCAUAAUGAAAGCCGCAUAGAAGUAUGCCCUUCUGGUUGGGUCAAGGGACCAAGUAAUACAGUAUGUUACAAAUACAUUGAAAACUCUCAGCCUUGGAAUGAGUCAGAAAACAGCUGCAGAAGCUAUCAUGGCCACCUUGCAGCAUUGACAUCAUUAGCAGAAUUGAGCUUUGCACAACACUUGUGUAAUGAGUGUUGGGUUGGUGGCAGAAGCACAGACACUAUCAUUGGGCACCAGUGGACAUGGUCUGACAAAUCUUAUAACUGGAAUCAAACUCUCAUUAAUGUCCUCACACCAGAUCUCAAGUCCAAUUGCACCAAUUCAUCAUGCUUCUACAAUCAAAAUAAUGACUCAGCAUCCAUGUGUACUAUAUUAACCAAUAGAACUACAUCUCUUGUUGCCAACAUAUGCAACAUAUCUCACUCUUCACUAUGCAUGAUUGUUACAGAUAACAAAUGUCAGCAUAUGCAUUGCCACAAGGAAUAUCUGAUUAUACUUGCUAUUGUGAGUGGAUUGAUUCUCUUCACAACAUUUGCUGUGGUGAUAUGGCUACUUGUGUAUAGGCGUAGCAAGAGACGCCGAAAAUCUCGGAAAUUAUCUAAUCCUGCUGAGCUGGCAUUAGUUCCUCCAUCAUGGAAAAUCUUCACUCGUGAAGAACUGAGGUCGAUUACCAAAAACUUCAGUGAAGCUAAUCGUCUUAUUGGGGAUGCCAAGACAGGUGGCACGUAUAGUGGGGUUUUGCCUGAUGGGUCAAGGGUGGCAGUGAAAAGGCUAAAAAGGUCAACUUUUCAAAGAAAGAAAGAAUUUUUUUUGGAGGUUGGAAGGGUUGCAAGGCUUUGCCAUCCGAAUUUAGUGCCUGUGAAAGGAUGUUGUUAUGAUCAUGGUGAUCGAUACAUUGUGUAUGAGUUUGUAGUGCACGGGCCUCUAGAUAGAUGGUUACAUCAUAUUCCUAUGGGUGGUAGGAGUUUGGAUUGGACCAUGAGGAUGAAAGUUGCCACUACUCUUGCACAGGGAAUCGCGUUCCUACACGACAAAGUAAAGCCACAAGUAGUCCACCGUGACAUCCGUGCAAGCAACGUACUUCUAGAUGAUGAUUUUAACGCACAUCUAAUGGGUGUUGGGUUAUCAAAAUUCGUACCAUGGGAAGUAAUGCACGGUAGGACCGUGAUGGCAGGUGGGACCCACGGUUACCUCGCUCCAGAAUUUGUCUACAGAAACGAGCUAACCACAAAGAGCGAUGUCUACAGCUUUGGGGUUCUUCUACUUGAAAUAAUAAGUGGUCGUAGACCGGCUUCUCAGGCAGUUGACUCGGUGGGUUGGCAGAGUAUUUUCGAGUGGGCCACCCCACUGGUUCAAUCACACCGGUACCUCGAGCUUCUUGAUCCUGUGAUUUCUGCAUCUUCUUCCACUUCUCCUUCUAAAAUACCGGAAGCUGGUGUGGUUCAGAAGGUGGUUGAUCUUGUGUAUUCGUGUACCCAACAUGUACCAUCGAUGCGGCCUAGAAUGUCACAUGUGGUUCAUCAGUUACAGCAGUUGGCAGCUUAG